AUGAGCUGGCUGGGCACAAAGCCGCCCCGAGCACCGGUGCCCCCUCUCCAGGCUUGCCAAGGCUACACGUUGCUGGGCCGGGCAGCAGAGGGCUUCAAGGGCUCCUACUUGAAGGCCUGUGAAGACCCAGAGGACAAUGCUGGGACAGCGAGACAACAGCUGGAACAACAGAGGUUGGAGGCGCAGAAGAAGAUGGAGCAGCUGGCAAAAGCCCUGACAGAGAUGGAUGCAGGAUCUGCCAUCAAAGCUGCCGCUGCAGCAGCAUCCUCCGAAGAAGCCUCCUCUCCGCAGCCCGAAAACCCGAGCGUGAGCAGUUCGGCCCUCUCAAGCCGGGAGAAAGAGAAGCAGUUCCUGAGGCUGCUGAGGCGUGAGGUGAGUGUGGGAGAUCCAGAGAAGAAGUACACUGGAUGGAAACCUAUUGGCAGUGGGGGGUUUGGAACCGUUUAUAAGGCCUUCAACGCUGCCACAGGACGAGCGGUGGCCAUAAAGCAACUUAAUCUCCAGUGCCAGGGCUGCGAGGAUGUGUUGAAGGAAAUCCUGGUCAUGAAAGAAUAUAAGAACCCCAAUAUUGUCACCUACCUAGAAAGCUACCUUGUCAAUGAGGAUGUCCUGGUGGUGUUGGAGUAUAUGGAUGGAGGCUCCUUAGCUGAUGUGGUCAGCAUGAAAAGGAUGGCUGUAGGACACAUAGCAACAGUGUGUCGGGAGUGCCUGCAAGGCCUGGCUUUCCUUCAUGCCAACCGGGUGAUCCACAGAGACAUCAAAAGUGACAACAUCCUUCUGGGCCGGGAUGGCUCCGUCAAGCUGGCCGAUUUUGGCCUCUGUGCUCCGCUCAGCCCUGAGCAGAGUAAACGGAGGUCGAUGGUCGGGACCACUUGCUGGAUGGCACCCGAGGUGGUGAGAAGAGAGCCAUACGGCCCCAAAGUGGACAUCUGGUCCCUUGGCAUCGUGGGAAUAGAAAUGGCCAAAGGAGAGGCUCCUUAUAUUCGGGAAACCAGUGAGAGGGCUAACUACCUGAUAGGCAAGCAAGGGGUACCAGACCUGCACAAGCUCAGGCUGCCCUCUGGCUUGUGUGAAUUUCUGGGCUGCUGCCUGCAGAUGGAUGUGGACAGGCGAGGCUCUGCCAAGGAACUUCUGCAGGUACAAGGCAAAGCGGCUGCAGCCCAAAGAGCUGUUCCCUGUCAGGGUUUGUUCCUCGGCCAAACUCCAGGGCUUCCGAUGGGCCCCCCCACAUAG
Messenger RNA from Vidua macroura (Pin-tailed whydah), 1233 nucleotides. RefSeq names its product serine/threonine-protein kinase PAK 3-like. Gene Ontology annotation, molecular function: ATP binding; protein serine/threonine kinase activity. Gene Ontology annotation, cellular component: cytoplasm. Gene Ontology annotation, biological process: regulation of axonogenesis; regulation of MAPK cascade; regulation of actin cytoskeleton organization. The transcript has 11 exons. The record is from RefSeq and is a predicted model, not a curated record. The coding region runs from base 1 to 1233 and encodes 410 amino acids. Lineage: Eukaryota; Metazoa; Chordata; Aves; Passeriformes; Viduidae.